Messenger RNA from Anthostomella pinea, 1218 nucleotides. NCBI's taxonomy places the organism in Eukaryota, Fungi, Ascomycota, Sordariomycetes, Xylariales, Xylariaceae. The record is from the annotation of a GenBank genome assembly.
AUGGUGUUGAGAGCCACGCUCACCCUGUUGGCAGUGGCCCUCCUUGCGCCGGUGCUCUACGAGCGGGCGCAGAUCCUGUACCUCUUUUGGCGCAAUGCGCCCGUGAGAUUCACCCGCAUAGACAAUCUCGGGUCGCACGAUAUCAAGUUCGCCGAUCGUAUCCGCAGCUGUGAGGAUGCGCUGCUAGUCGAGUCGCAGGGCCUCGCGAUUCUCGGUUGCGACCCGGGCCGCGAAAGAUGGAAUACCGUCAUGGGCGUCUUUCUCCCGGGACCCGUACCCAGCGCUGAGCUGUACGCAUAUGACUACAAGAAAACGAAUGCGCCCGAGUCUGAGUCCCUGCGACGUCUGGAGUUUGUGGAUUUUGAGUAUGAGGCCGAUUUUCACACCCUGGGCAUGGCAUACGACGAAGCAUCGUCCACCCUCUUCGCCACGAGCCAUCGCCAGGAUAAGCCCACCAUUGAGAUGUUCAAGUUGGACUUGACUGCGUACACAGCAACCCACCUCCGCUCCAUCCAGCAUGACCUCCUCCACGGCCCGAAUGCUAUUGCCGUGAUCAACAGCCAUGAGUUCUACGUCACGAACAACAACCACUUCCUCGUCAAGAACCACCCGACUCUCAACCAUCUGGAGACAUAUCUCGGUGUGCCCGGCGGAACCGUAGUCCACAUUGACGUCUCGCCCGCCCUCAAAAGCCCAGCCGGCCCGGUGCAAGCCAACGUGGUGGCACGCGUGCCCUUUGCGAAUGGCAUCGACAUUCUCAACGAGACCACCGUCGUCGUCGCCUCGUCCAGCCGGGCAGCGGUAUAUUUCUUCUCCAUUGGCCCCAAAUCCGACUCUUUGUCAUCCACACCCACGCCGGUCCUCACCUAUAGCUCGCAGCUGCGCGUGCCCUUCCUGGCCGACAACCUCUCGGUCACGAAGGACGGUACCCUGAUGAUCGCAGGCCACCCCCACAUGCCGACGCUAGGCAAGUUCGCGCAGACGCGUAAUGUGUGUAAUGGCCCCGAGGACGAGCUGACGCGCGCGGCUCCCGAGAUGCGCGAAUACUGCGCCAAGUCCUCGGCGCCGUCCUGGGUAUCUGAGUGGACCGAGGCGGGAGGCCUGAAGCACCUUUACGCCGACGUGCGCUACCCGUCCAGCUGCACGGCGGUGCGGGAUUCCGAGAGGAAUGUCGGCAUCAUCACCGGGCUGUAUGCCAAGGGGAUCCUCGUGUACUGA